AUGGACGAGUUCAUUUCCUUACUCCAAGCGAAGCUCAAACGAUAUCCAAACAAUGACACACUCAAACGUGCCGUCUCUUUGAUCACAGACCCAGGUCAAGAACAUGACAGUUCGACUUUCCAGGAUAGCCUUCAAGCAAGUUUCAAUGAGCUCCAGACACAAGACAUAUGGGAGGGCCCCGAUGAAUCCCAUCGACUGUCUGAGAAGCUGUCUCUCGCCCUCGGGAAGCUGUCUGGUCUUUCCGACGCAUCAGGGGCACAGCACUCGGAUAAGUUCUCCAUUGUGCCACCCCCAGAUCUCGAUGCCGGCACUCUCUUCCACACCCCGGCACACCCACGACUCCUGCCGCCAGAACUCGUCGACCUCUUGAACCAUACCUGCCUUCUUCAUUUACUCGCUACAGAUUCUGACAAAGUUGUACAGCCUGGAAAGUCUCUCGUCUCGGUCCUCUCUCGGCCUAGAAGCGAGAGACGCUCAGAAGGGAGGCACACUCUGCACGGGAAAGUAGAGGAUAUUGUGCACAAGGCCUUUUGGGACCAGGCUAUUGAAGCUUUGUCCAACCCCGAGCCUUCAAUACAGCUCCUCAGACUGAAGGGCCUGUACAAAGACAUUCACGAAGCGCUUUCUCCCCUAUUCCCACAGCGUCAUUCCAUCAUAGCCUUCCUAACAUCGCCUUUGCCGCCUACUUCGUCACCCCUGAUCUCAGCAUUGGGGCAGCUACGCGAUAUUCUUCACGGUCUCCUGGAACGUUGCGCGCCGGCCCGAGACCAGGAUAUCCACAGCCUCAUCAACGCAUUGGACUUUCAUUCUUCUCAGGUGUCUAGGACAGAGCUAGCCUCCCUUGUUGCUAAUACUGUCAAGUCAAUUCUGAAGUUAUCGGAUGUAAUGAAAGAUGAUGUCUCCCAAGUCAUGCUUUCUGGCGUUUCUGAGGACCAGGCGCGGCACAUGAUCGCCCAAGAAGCGAAGAAGCUAGAGCGUUCCGUGACAUUGGAGAUUUGGGGUCCCGAGUGCCUCAUCGCGGAAUGGGAGGCAUGGCUUCAACUCAAGCCUUCGAAAUCAGUGCUGAGCGGAAUGAAUGUUGAACCGAGCCGCCGGUGGAUUUCACGUCUUCUUGAAUGUUUGUCUCAGAACAAACCGGUGGUGUGCGCAUUACCUGAAGACAAUCUCUCAGAGUCAGGCGAGGACAUCAACGAGCUUCCACCUGUCUUCUUCUUUAAUGGACCUGCACUGGUAUAUCUUCAAAACUUCCUUCAGGCCUUGGUUAUCGCUGCGUCGCUCCGCUCCCUCAUUCGCCUAUCGCCUCCCUCUAAGGGUGUCAUUCCACCAGAAAACUCUCAGUCUGUACCAAACAUAUGGGAACCAAGGUUAUUUAUGGAACGCGUCUGGCCACUUCUCAAAGCCGAGGUAGAUGAAGAAGAGGGAGCGUCGGACACCAAGUUGGUCAAUUUGGCAGAUGAAGUCCUGCACGCUCAGGAGCUCGCUGCCAGUGCCAGCGGCAUCACGCUUAGCACAGAAGAAAAAACGAGACUGCGUGCUGCUGUUGAUCGGACACUGCGACCAGAUGAUCCUGCUUUUGCGCUGUUGCAGCGACGGCUCUAUCACGCCCUUGUUGGAUGGACCGUACAAGCGCAGAUGCGCCCACGCGACGCAGAGAUGCCUAGAGAGAUGAGAGCGGGGAGGCGACCAAGGCUCUCGACGGACCUCGAUCGCGAAGGCAUCCGGACGAGGACAGAGCCUCCGCGCAUCUUAGCCAUUCGAGGAUUUGAGGAUCCCGUCCUUGCACGCGCAGUAGAGGAGGCUUUCAAGAAGUUUCUGGAGAACGUUCUUUGGACCAACAGCGUUUGGCACGAUAUACUCAGCUCUGGAAGGAUGUCCACUAACUAAUCAUUGUAUAUACCAAUACCUUGUAACCAGUAAGGACGAUGUAAUUCACCUAAUCUAAUAUUCG
Molecule: messenger RNA, 1948 nt
Organism: Coniophora puteana RWD-64-598 SS2
Lineage: Eukaryota; Fungi; Basidiomycota; Agaricomycetes; Boletales; Coniophoraceae
Exons: 2
Coding region: 1-1884 (627 amino acids)
Biological process (GO): signal transduction
Source: RefSeq, a predicted model, not a curated record